AUGAGCGACGCUGUCGCUGCUGUUGUACCACAGUCCGUUCUCACGACUGUGAAGUUAAUCCACGUCUUUGGCGGGAUCUAUAUAUGGGAGUGGGUUACCACUUUGCGGUUUGAGUGGGAGGUCUUCUCGGGCAAACGAAAUUUCCGUUGGUCGUUCUGCGUCUAUGUCAUCUGCCGGCUGUUUGCGCUCGCGGCCAUCAUCCUCGCAUUCGUCGGGUUCAAUGUUACUUCCGCAAUAAACUGCAAUGCGUGGCUUCGCUCGUUGCUCAUUUUUGCAUGGUUCGGUAUCGGCUUCUCCUCGCUGUUGAUCUUACUGCGAGGAAUUGCCCUGUGGGCCGUCGAUUGGAAGAUCGUGUCAGUCAUGUCAGCAACAUGGCUAACGACGUUUGGAUUUUCGCUCUAUAGUAUACAGCAGGGUCAUGCCGAAUGGUCACCCGCUCUGAAGUCUUGCACGAUCACCGAUACUUAUAGGUACAAAUGGGGCUUGCUUGUAAACCUGGUCGUGGAGAUCAUUCUACUCGGGAUCAUGUUCACUGGCGUGCUGAGCAAACGCAACGGGACUGGUCUAUGGCGCGUGCUCUUCGUGCAGGGGAUCGUAUGGAUGCUUGUCGCAGUCUUCUCCAAGCUUCCCUCAGUGAUCCUGAGCUUCCUGAACAUUGACGACGGGUGGAACCUAAUGUUUCAGUUCCCGCAUCUCGUGAUCAUUAUCAUAGUCGCCACACGAGUGUACCGAGGGCUUGUGGAUUACAUAUCCCCUGCUGGGUCGACGACUUCGAGAUUGCGACCCAUGCAACCCCGUUCAAACAACGAGGCCGCGAUGCAGGUCACAGUCCACAAGACGGUAGAUAUCGAGGUGGACGUCGGGUCACGCCUGUCCGCAUCGCACAUCGGGCGCUCGCGCUUUUUACAGGGGGAUUAUAUAGUAGACGCGUCAGAGCAUGUAAUUUCUCGGGGAGAAAGGGAGGCCAAGGAUAUGCUGUACACACCUCUAUGA
This is a messenger RNA of Peniophora sp. CBMAI 1063, 993 nucleotides long. NCBI's taxonomy places the organism in Eukaryota, Fungi, Basidiomycota, Agaricomycetes, Russulales, Peniophoraceae. The record is from the annotation of a GenBank genome assembly.